Messenger RNA from Octopus bimaculoides (California two-spot octopus), 3370 nucleotides. RefSeq lists its product as uncharacterized. The record is from RefSeq and is a predicted model, not a curated record. NCBI's taxonomy places the organism in Eukaryota, Metazoa, Mollusca, Cephalopoda, Octopoda, Octopodidae.
CAUUUCAGUUUUUAUUUAUUUUUUGGGCUCCUGCUGCUGCUGCUGCUGUUGUUGUUGUUUGCUUGGCUUUUUUUUUCUUGCAGACUUUCUCUUGGGAACUAUCCAGCGCUUCAGACUAUUGCGCUGGAUGGCUGCCAUACAGAAUGUGUUUGCCACUCGGCUUUUGGCCGAGCUUCUUGGCCAUGAGGUUGACAGUGGCCUCUUAAAAGAAGAACGACCCAGCAACAACCCACAGACACUGCAUGUGAAAUGUGCCAUAGUUCUGGGCAAGGAAAUUGCCAAUUUCUCACAGAAAACUUUGGAUGAAGAUAUCCCACCUCGUUUAUGGAAAGAAAUUUCAGCGUACAUGUGUCCUUGGACUUUAAUUAAGCUUGGUGAAGAAUUCCUAUUAAAGAAAGGUGUUAAUGUUGAUGAAUGCUGGCAAGCUCAUUAUAAUAGGCGUUGGCCUUGGAAAUACAGUCGCAGUGCUUUAGAUCUCUUGGAUCGACAUAACCUUACUCACAAGCAACUCUACAUUGAUAGGCACUUUAUGAAAUUUCUCGAGGAGUAUUGUCGUAUGAAACAUUUAUGUCUUGAAAGAGUUUUGAGUCAUGACUUCAUGUGGUGUUCUGUAUAUGAAUAUGACCCCAAAGUCACCUGUUACCUUCCAAAACAUGUCCAGGCGAGCAUGAAGACUGAUACAAUGGCAACACGAGUGUUAGCUCUUGCACCAUACGUCACCUCCUUGACCUUGAACUCAACUCUGUCUGUAUUUUUAGAAUGCCAUUUAGAACUGGUUCAUCUGUUGUUAAAUUCAGUUGUCUUGUUACGUGUUCAGUGCCAUCCUGCCAUUACGGAGUCAAACUGUUGUUGGAAUAUCAUAGAAACUUUUCUAAAACAUGGCAAAUUGCAGGAAUUUUCCUUAACUUUUUCAAAACGUAAUGAUGGCUUUGUAGGUUUCUUUGAACGUUUAAUGAAAAUUUGUGCUGGCAUUCAUGAUUCUGAAUCUGACAACGUUCUGGAUUCUAGCUUUGACUGUGAUAUAUCUGAUUGUUCCAAGGAUGCGUUUGAUGAACAUUCUGAAAAGAUUGUAAACUCUCUCAAGUGUAAAAGUGUUUAUAAUUUUGAUUCUUCUAUAGCCAAAAAACUGAAACUUCACUCAGAAAAUAUAUAUUUUUAUAACAAUAAUAAUGAUAAAAAUAAUAAUAAUGACUCGGGUGAUAAUCUUAAUAAUUGUCAAAAAGUAUUUAAUAAUUCAAAUUCUUUGUUUGAUAGUAUUGGUGCUGUUGAUAAGAAUGGUCACUCUAUGAAUUGUGAAGAUAGUAUUUCUGAUGUUGGUAAGAUGCAGAAAGUUUUAGAUCAGAAGCUGCGACGUGAAAAAGAGUUAAAUAGCCCAGCAGUGCGUAAUCUUGGUUGCUGUCAGAAGUUCAGAGACAAAGAAGGAAAGAACAAAGAUUCUCUCUUAACAUCUUCUGAAGAAAACUCACUGCUUACUUCGAUGCUUUGGCAUCAAAAUCUUAAUUCACAAAACUCCUCUUCCAGUGAAUCUCAUUGUCAUUCAAAUAUUGAUGCGAGCCCUAAGUCUCGUAAAUGCUUGAAGAGUACAUUCAGUCGGUUUGAUUCCAAAAAUCAUGUUAUCACCACUCAUUCGAAAAACAUGAACUGUCUGAAUAUGUCUUCGAAUCCAUUUAUGAUGAAUUGCUGCAAUUUUAAAGAACAUUCGAUUUCCACAGAUAAGCUUUGCAAGCUUUGCUCCUAUAGAAUGAACAACUGUUUUCAAUCCAUGACUUCUUGCCCACAUUCCAUAAAGUUUGAAACAAAACGGAAGACAUCUUAUUCAGUAUUAACUGCACUUCUCUCAAAUUCUUAUGAAGAACUUGCAGAAGUGAAAAAGCUUCGACCUGCAGAUCGAUAUCGUUACUGUAAACCAUUAGGAAAAGAAUUUGGUUUCUGCUCUUCGACUGGGAAAGAUUCUAUAUCGCCAUUUAGCAAUUCAUGGGAUGAUAAUCUGUCAGGUUCAAGGUCUCUGUGUGAGGAGGAGAACAUUUCUGUUGUGAAGUGUUACCAAAAUGCUGAUGAUCUGUCUCAAAGUGACAAAGCCUCUAAAACAUCUGAUAUAGGUUCCAGUACUGAAAGUGAAGUGCCUAAUACAGAGAGUUCAGCUUCUAUGAGCUCAAGUAACAUUUCAACAGAGACUGAUACAUCUUCUGAUCAAAAUGGCUUUGACACUUUUAUAGGUAAAAUAAAAGAUGAAAAUGGAAUAUCGAACAAAUCCUGUUUUAAGUCUCCUCCCACUCCCAGAGAAAAGAAAAGAAUGUACCCUAGUGAAGAUAUAAAAUCACGGACAAAUUCAGCUGUUGAUAGUUACUCUCCUUUGACAUCAAAACAGCUGGAAUCACGCCGAAUGUCUUUUGACAUCUAUGCUGAUUUGGAUGAGGGCAUUUCAGAGGAAGAAACAACAAAUUCCAAAACGGACUCUUCAUUGUCAGAUUCACAGUGGUUGUCUCCUGCAAAUUGUCAGCAUUCUUCUCCAGUAUCAACACCAGGUAGCACCAAAUCUGACAAUUCGUUGUGGGACCUUUGCUUAGGUUUGUCUAAAAAGACACAUUCUCUGUCAUCAAAGGGUUUGAAAUCACUGAGGCUUAUUGGUGAACCUAAUCCCCAUAUAGGUGAUAUUUUGAGGGAUGUUCUACCAAUGUGGCCAGCUCUACAAAAGCUGUAUUUGAAUGUAUCUGGAUUGAACAAUCCAGAACUUCUUGACAUCAUCAGUGAUCUCGUGAACAAAAAGCAAUUGAAAGAUCUCAGUAUUAUUGGCUGUGAAACAGAAGAUGGCGUGUUCCGUAGGCUUCUGAAUUGUCUACUCAAGAGUUACAGAGAUGACGGUAAGAAAGAAGGGUUGAAUUUACUCAAUAUUCAAAGUUUAGCUGAUCCAAGCAUCACCUGUUCUGCUAUUUUACCUCAAGCUGAACCUCUGUAUGGUGUGAAGACCUUGAUUCUCCGUGAUAAUACUUUUGAUGUGUUUGGUGUGACAGGCUUGCUAAGGAUUAUUACAUAUGACAAUGCACUUGUUAAACUAAACCUCAAAUGUUGCUUCCUUCAUGCCUGGAUGGGUCAGUUGCUGGCUGCUAUAGCAUCUAAGGGUCAAAUGGAGGAAUUGUAUUUGGGUAGUAACCAAAUUGAAGGCACCCAUCCUGAGCUGGAACUGAUCAAUGUUAUUGACAGUUGUAAAAAUCUGAGGAAGUUAGACUUACGUUCUUGCAGCCUGAGGAGUCAAGUUGAAAUUGGGAUACCUAGUCAUAAUUGUAUUUGUAAUGUUAUGAUUUCUAUCCACCAAGUGUUCCAGUUACUCUGCUAUGCUGAGGUCAAAUGUGGACUUAAAACCACAUACUAA